AUGGAAGACCAGCAUGAUGAUGGAAAAGCCAUGGAAUUAGAAAGUCCAGCAGUACCAUCAGCUAUUGAUACAUAUGAAAACAUUCCAGCGACUGUAUUUUAUAGAAGCUUUGGAAUCAAGAGAGCUUCGCCCGUAGAUAUCAGAACAAACGCAGAUUCAGUUGAUAACAAUCUUAUGCCUGUUACAAAAUCUAAGAAAGGUGCUAACUUUGGUUGGUUUGAUGGAGUUUAUCUUAGAUGCGUUCUCAAUAUCAUAUCAGUUGUUUAUUAUCUACGUCUUGGCUGGGUCGUUGGAAACUGUGGAUUAUUACUCACAUACGUAAUGAUCAUUGUUUCCGCUCUUGCUGAUAUUUUCACAACUUUGUCAUUGUCUGCUAUAGUAACAAAUGGUACAAUCAAAGGUGGCGGCGUUUACUAUUGUAUAUCAAGAUCAUUAGGCCCUGAUUUUGGUGGUACCAUUGGUGUUGUCUUUUCUUUGGCAACUUUAUUUACCGUCAUAUUAAAUGUCUUCGGUUUCGAGGAAACACUCGAAAUGAUUCUGCCGCAUCCUAUUACAACAGAUGGAAAAUGGGAUAUAGAGAUCAUAGGCAUCGCUCUAGCCACGUUCGCAUUUAUUUUAAUUUGCAUUUCAUUGGCUUUCGAGUCAGUAAUGCAAUGGUGUCUUUUCAUUGUGAUCAUAAUAUCAGUUGUACUGGUAUUCAUCGGCUUUGCUAUACCAAAAACACCAUCAUGGAAAGUAUCGAACAUCAAAGCUAACCUAUAUCCUAAAUACCAGAAAGGAGAAUCAUUCUUUACUAUAUUUGCUGUCUAUUUCCCUGCAUGCACUGGUAUUAUGGCAGGUGCAAACAUAUCUGGAGAUCUUAAAGAUCCAAAUCACGCAAUUCCUUUGGGAACAUUACUCGCUAUCAUUACUACAACAGUUGUUUACUUGAUUACUGCUACAAUCUUAGCUUCAGCAGCUGAUCAAAGUACACUUGUAAAUAAUUACGGACUUUUGGCAGAAGUUAGUGCAUGGAAGUGGAUUAUUUACAUUGGUUUGCUCUGUGCCUCAUUCAGCUCUGUCUCUUCUGCAAUGGUUGGAGCUCCAAAAACAUUCCAGGCUCUUUGCAAAGAUAAAAUCUUGCCCAAAAUUUUUGACAUCUUUGCUUGGGGAAAGAAGAAAUCUGGUGAUCCAAUAUGGGGUUUCUUACUUGCAUACAUCCUUACUGUUAUUAGUACAUUUGUGUUCAAGAAUUUGAAUGCAAUUGGUCCAGUUAUUUCCUCAUUAUUCUUAAUUUCAUACGGUAUUGUUUCAUUUUCAAGUUUAGUUUGCAAACUAUCCCAUGCACCAUCAUGGAGACCAAGUUGGAAGUAUUAUCAUCCAAUAACUGCUGUUCUUGGAGCAAUUAUGUGCUUCGCAUCAGUUUUCUUGAUCAAUUGGAUCAUUUGUUUGGUUUCUUUUAUUGUUGUUGGCAUUAUUUUCGGAUACUUCCAUUGGCAUGAUAGUUCUAACUCCAAAUGGGGAGAAUAUCCACAAUCAAUUUUAUUCUCUGAUACAAUCAGUCGUAUUGACAAACUUAAUCAGUUUGCACCACAUGUUAAGAACUAUAGACCUAUAUUUGAGUUCUUAAUUGAAAGAGAUGGUACUGAAAAGAAACAAUUACAAAAUGCUUUGCCAUUUAAUGAUGCUGCAGAAGUUUCAUCAUCAAUAUUGUUCUUAUCAUCAUAUGGUGUUGAUAAUCCUCAGGAAAUUACUAAGCCUGAUUUCUUUGCAGCAACAGUUUUAUUCAAGAAUUGGAGAACAAUUGGAAUUGAGAAGAUUCCUGCUCUUAUAUCAUCAACAGGUGUAGGAAAGAUUACUUCAAAUGUCCUUUGUACAAGCAUAACUCAAAAAUUCCUGAAAAAUCCGAAAAGUUUCGAAUUUGUCGGUUCAGCUUUCGAUUCAUACCUUGGUGUUUGUCUUGCAAGAAACUUUGAAACAGUUGAUCAGAGUUUAGAACAAACUUGGCCAAUUGAUGUUUGGUGGCUUGUAGAUGAUGGUGGUCUUACAGUACUUCUUGGAUUUUUGAUUCAAAUGCAGGAAUCAUGGAAGAAUUGUCCAUUGAGAGUACUUUCUGUAACAGAAAGAACAGAAUCUCUUAAUGAAAUUCAAGUGAAGAUCACCAAACUUAUGCACUUGUUCAGAAUCAAUGCAGAAGUUAUCGUUCUGAAUGGUAUUGAAGAUAAGCCAAGCCAAGAAAGCAUGGAUAAAUGGAAAGCUUUGAAUAUUAAUAAUUGCGAUGAAAUGACAAUGAAGAAAGUAGAGACAUUUUUAAGGCUAAGAGAUCUUAUUUUCAAAACAAGUGCCCAGAGCUCAAUGAUUCUUUGUUCGAUGCCAAUUCCAAGAGCCACUCAAGAUCCAAAUGUUUGGCUUGGAACAAUUGAUGUUGUUUCCGAAUCAAUGCCACCUUUCAUAUGGGUUCAUGGUAAUGGAGAAAAUGUUGUUACUUAUUCCGCUUAA
Trichomonas vaginalis G3 is the source of this 2478-nucleotide messenger RNA. Its product is annotated as sodium chloride cotransporter 69, isoform E family. Lineage: Eukaryota; Parabasalia; Trichomonadida; Trichomonadidae. The coding region runs from base 1 to 2478 and encodes 825 amino acids. Gene Ontology annotation, molecular function: chloride:monoatomic cation symporter activity. Gene Ontology annotation, biological process: transmembrane transport; monoatomic ion transport. The transcript has a single exon. The record is from RefSeq and is a predicted model, not a curated record. Gene Ontology annotation, cellular component: membrane.